AUGGCAUUUGGGGAAAAAAGAUCUCCCUCUCAGAACAGCAACACCAUGUUAAUCAGCAGCAACGUGUUACAGGGAUUAAGAGUUGUAGAUACAGUAUCCCUUACGACUAGGGGUUUAAAUACAGUGCCUCUUACAAGUAGAAAUGUAGCUACACUACCUCCUAUAAGAACAUGUGUAGAUUCAGAGCCUCUUACAAGUAGAGAUCUAGAUAUAGUUUCUCUUACAAGUAGAGAUGUAGAUAUAGUGUCUAUUACAAAUAGAAAUGUAGAUAUAGUGCCUCUUACAAGUAGAAAUGUAGAUAUAGUGCCUCUUACAAGUAGAAAUGUAGAUAUAGUGCCUCUUACAAGUAGAGAUGUAGAUACUGUGUCUAUUACAAGUAAAGAUGUAGAUAUAGUGCCUCUUACAAGUAGAGAUGUAGAUAUAGUGCCUCUUACAAGUAGAUGUGUAGAUAUAGUGCCUCUUACAAGUAGAAAUGUAGAUACAGUGUCUAUUACAAGUAAAGAUGUAGAUAUAGUGCCUCUUACAAGUAGAGAUGUAGAUAUAGUGCCUCUUACAAGUAGAUGUGUAGAUAUAGUGCCUCUUACAAGUAGAAAUGUAGAUACAGUGUCUCUUACAAGUAAAGAUGAUGAUACAGUGCCUCUUACAAGUAGAAAUGUAGAUACAGUGCCUCUUACAAGUAGAAAUGUAGAUAUAGUGCCUCUUACAAGUAGAGAUGUAGAUACUGUGUCUAUUACAAGUAAAGAUGUAGAUACAGUGCCUCUUACAAGUAGAAAUGUAGAUACAGUGCCUCUUACAAGUAGAAAUGUAGAUAUAGUGCCUCUUACAAGUAGAGAUGUAGAUACAGUGUCUAUUACAAGUAAAGAUGUAGAUAUAGUGCCUCUUACAAGUAAAGGUGUAGAUAUAGUGCCUCUUACAAGUAAAGAUGUAGAUAUAGUGCCUCUUACAAGUAGAGAUGUAGAUACAGUGCCUCUUACAAGUAGAAAUGUAGAUACAGUGCCUCUUACAAGUAGAAAUGUAGAUAUAGUGCCUCUUACAAGUAGAGAUGUAGAUACUGUGUCUAUUACAAGUAAAGAUGUAGAUAUAGUGCCUCUUACAAGUAGAGAUGUAGAUAUUAUGCCUCUUACAAAUAGAGAUGUAGAUAUAGUGCCUCUUACAAGUAGAAAUGUAGAUAUAGUGCCUCUUACAAGUAGAAAUGUAGAUACAGUGCCUCUUACAAGUAGAAAUGUAGAUAUAGUGCCUCUUACAAGUAAAGAUGUAGAUACUGUGUAUCUUCAAAGUAAAGCUGUAUUUACAGUGCUUCUUACAAGUUGA
Messenger RNA from Saccostrea echinata, 1311 nucleotides. Its product is annotated as mucin-17-like. Bases 1 to 1311 code for a protein of 436 amino acids. The record is from RefSeq and is a predicted model, not a curated record. Lineage: Eukaryota; Metazoa; Mollusca; Bivalvia; Ostreida; Ostreidae. The transcript has 3 exons.